This is a messenger RNA of Suricata suricatta (meerkat), 6762 nucleotides long. RefSeq names its product syntaxin 6 (gene STX6). Gene Ontology annotation, cellular component: membrane. The record is from RefSeq and is a predicted model, not a curated record. Gene Ontology annotation, biological process: intracellular protein transport; Golgi vesicle transport. Bases 239 to 1006 code for a protein of 255 amino acids. Lineage: Eukaryota; Metazoa; Chordata; Mammalia; Carnivora; Herpestidae. Gene Ontology annotation, molecular function: SNAP receptor activity. The transcript has 8 exons.
GGGGUGGAGGCAGGCGCGGGGGCGGGCGUCGGAGACCGGGAUUCGGCGUUCUGGGGGAUCGAUUGCUGGACCAGCGGCGGUCCCGUGCUCCCCGGCCUGCGCGCCCCAGCUGCUCUGGGUUCCCCAGGCCGAGGCGCCGGCGGCUGCGGCAGACCGGUGUGGUGGGCAGAGGGAGGCUCGGAGGGCGCGGGCGCCCGGUGCGCGGAGCAGGCGUGAGGCAGCCGGGGCCCGGGACGCCAUGUCCAUGGAGGACCCCUUCUUUGUGGUGAAAGGAGAGGUACAGAAAGCAGUCAACACUGCCCAGGGCUUAUUUCAGAGAUGGACAGAGCUCCUCCAGGACCCCUCCACAGCCACGAGGGAAGAAAUCGACUGGACCACCAACGAGCUGAGAAACAACCUCCGGAGCAUAGAGUGGGAUCUGGAGGACCUUGACGAGACCAUCAGCAUAGUUGAAGCAAACCCUCGGAAAUUCAACCUUGAUGCAACUGAAUUGAGUAUAAGAAAAACCUUCAUCACAAGCACUCGGCAAGUUGUCAGGGACAUGAAGGAUCACAUGUCACCUUCCUCUGUGCAGGCAUUAGCUGAGCGAAAAAGCAGACAGGCACUGCUAGGGGACAGUGGUGGCCAGAACUGGAGCACGACCACGACGGAGAAGUACGCACACCUUGACCGCGAGCUCCAGUUGGCCAACUCGCAUUUCAUCGAGGAGCAACAGGCACAGCAGCAGCUGAUUGUGGGGCAGCAGGAUGAGCAGUUGGAGCUGGUCUCUGGCAGCAUCGGGGUGCUGAAGAACAUGUCCCAGCGCAUCGGAGGGGAGCUGGAGGAGCAGGCAGUUAUGUUGGAUGAUUUCUCCCACGAGUUGGAGAGCACUCAGUCCCGGCUGGACAAUGUGAUGAAGAAACUUGCAAAAGUAUCUCACAUGACCAGUGACCGGCGCCAGUGGUGUGCCAUCGCCGUCCUCUUCGUGGUCCUGCUGGUCGUGCUGGUCCUCCUCCUUGUGCUGUGACGCGGCCGGCAUGGCCCCCCGCCUGCACUCGAACCCGGGGAGGUGGCAAGCGGCGCCGGGCGUUACGGUUCCCUCACGUUCCUCUCCAGACGACGCGGCCUGCACUGACCUCCCUCCUCGUGACCCCACCACCCACAGCUGCCGCGGGGACACUGCGGAUGACCGUGUGCUCCUGGCCUGCGAUGAGGACGCUGGCCACUGCCCUGCCUCCCAGGCCUUGCGCCCCAAAGACGGCCUCUGAGGAAGCCAGAAAGUUCCACACACUCAACUAGCGCUUGCUGUUGCUCAUUCCAUCUGUCUUUGGCAGCUCUUUUCUCCUGCCCAGACCCUUCCCCCGGCUCUGACGGCGCACCCGCUUCGGUCCCGAAGAGCCCUGUCGGGAGUGCUGGCUCCCGGGCACAUUUCAUUCCCCACUGCGGCAGCAGCCCUCGGCCCCCGACAGCCAGUCGCUGAUGGGGACAGAAGGCCCAAGAAGCUGUGACCGAAAACGCACCGAUCCGUUUUUCAGGGAUAAAAUUGCUUUCCCAGGCACGUUAUUUUGUGGUAGAGAUAACUCAUGGAGAAUAAUGGAAAGCACUAGGCUUUGGGGUGCUAACACCUGGUGGCUUGGCCUGCAGGGAGGCGAGGGUGGUGGGACCCAGUUUGCACAGCUGAGGGAAGGGUGGGUGAGGUCGCCGGAGGUCAGAGCCUUGCCGAAUUCACAUCACUGUCCUGGUGCAACUUGUAUUUUUAGGACCGCCUUUAACUGCAUGGCUGUGGCUGGCGAACUUGAAUGGGCCAGGGUCCCGGGCCAGCCUCAUCCAUGGUUAGGUCACUCCUGCAACACUCUGCACUGGGGAUGGGGGUGGUCACGGGUGGGAGUGGUUCGUACGUCAUUAGCACAGUGACACUCAGAAACCGCAAGGACAGAAUCGGCUGGUUCUGAACCAGACUUCUCUUACCCUGUGAGUGAUGGCAAGAAUGGGUAGGUGAACUUGAGGGCUUUUUACCCCCCCUAAGAUGACAACUCAAUUUGUUUUUGUUUUUUUAUCAUCCAUUCAAGUAACUGAGCCAAUCCAAAUUUAAAUAAUGGAUGCUUUAAUUGAAUUUUAGUAGCUGAAACUGCUGAGAGGCUAAAUUUCAGGCUUCUGAUGACUUUUUAAAUGCCUCCCAUGCACACAGCGUGUCUACAGGAUAUUUUUAUAGCCUCCCUGAUGCCGGCACUGCUGUACAAGCAGCAGCUGACCCAGAGCCUGGGGGGGAGUCCCGCCUAUCCUUGCCGCCAUUUUCCUGCGCUUGGAAAGCACAGCCAACAUCCGGGUAGAGAUCUAGCUCGGACUGCUCGUCUCCUCGUCUCUUGGGGUCCACUCCUCAGCACACUGGGUUUUUUUUUCUUUUUAAUUUUUUUUCUUGUUUUGUUUGUUUUUUUUGUGUAUUUGCUUUGGGCUCCCCUCCCCCAAUUUUUGUGAUUUGCAAUGAUGAACUUGCCCAGCUGACUUUCGACUUGCACUUUUUAAUAAAUGUUUGUAACAGUUUUUUAAAGAAGGGUAUUUUCUCAUGGUUAGGAGCACGGUAGGUAAGGAAAUCUGCCUGUUGAUGAAAGCUAAAAAGGUUUAUAAAACUGAAAGGGUGGUUGGCAUCCACGUUUACACUCAACUCUAUCUGAUCUAGAAAUAAGUUAUUUUUUUCAAAUUAGCAAAAAAAAAAAAAGAUUACUACAAAGGGCUUCAGAUGUAGGGUACUAGGUUAUUCGUUUUACAGCGUUUUGAGACUCAUUCCAGUAGUCUUCUCUAAACUUAGAACAGGGAUGGUCCUUAGAUUCCAUGAAAACACACAGGUCUUCAUUAGACGUAAAUGGGGGCCUUGUCUCAGUACUGUCAUCCCCACUCCGCAUGAUGAGAGGCAGCGGCAUCCUACCCACCUGUACGGUGAUGCUCUUGACAGGCCGUGCUGUGUCCUCCUAGCACCAGAUUUACUGUGCCCCGCGCACUGUCCUGCGUGUGGGGCUUGUUGGGAACAUGCCUGGUCAUGAAUAAGAUGCCUCCCUGACGGCGGGGGCCGGUGGUGGGUGUGGAGGGGCGGCAAGUUUUGUGAUCCGGAGACUUAUUACUAAGUGUUUGGAUGCAUUUAGAAUCGGCAUGAUGACCUCACUUAAUUUCAAGUAUUUGCCAAACAGUGGCUAUUGUAGAUGAGACUCCUGAAGCUGAACAGGCAAUUAUUUAGGAGGAGAAAAGUUUACUUGAAAAUACAAAUGCUGCAUGCGUUCUCCCUGCAGGCCGGCUCUGCUCCAGGCAUAACUCCUGGCCCAGCAGGUGUGAUCCUGGGUCUGACUCUGUUGUGCCCAAACUGGGCAUCAUGAGUGUUCAUUUGAAAGCCUUCGCUCAGACCGCAAACCAUGGCGGUCCAGGAGAGCCAGCCAGGGGUUCAGGUUGAUAUUUGAGGACCAGUGUUGCUUCAUUGGUGAUCCUGACACUGCUGGGCUCCACAGGGUACCUAAGCGGCCCCCGGCCAUUGGGGGGGGGGGGAGCAGUGGACACUGGCGACACCCCCACGCUGCUCAGGGGCACAUCCUGGAAACGGUUGGGCUGUCUCCAGCCUCUGCACCUCGACACAUACUCAUCAUUUCUAAGGAACUGGCAGAAUGUGAUGGAUAAAGAGAAAGAGUUCAACUUGCAUUUAUCGCAAGAACGUUUUUCUAAUUCACUGAUUUGGGGGGGUUGAUCAGGGGACUGGACUAUCGAGAGAGUUGGCCAGAGUUGGGGAUCCAGCUGGAAAACCGAAAUACCUUUAGGUUUUCAUCCUUUGAUCUUGCCUUUGUGUGCACCGAAACCCGCCGGUGCUCUCUGCACGCCCGCUGCUGGGUGGCAGUUGGAAGUCGCUGCAUGUGUGUUACAUGACGAUCUUCACGCCAGAGCCGAAGGAGGAGAAACUUGGGAGCUUGCCCAUUAUUCUCUGCUUUUAGCCAGAGUUAAACAGACUGAUGGGUCUGGUAGCCAACCACUUGGCAACUUCUACUCCUUCUCACCUCGUGAGAUUCAGGGCUGUGAAGAGAAAUCUAGUCUAACUCCAACAGAAAUCUGUCUCUGUUAAGUGUUUUACCUUCUGUAAGUGAAGGUGGCAGAGCCAAGAUCUUUCUUCUGGUAAUUUCCCUGGCUAUAAAGUGAGACCAUUACCUUUCUAGAGAAUUCACAGCAUUUGAAGAUCUAGGAACUGAAUUAUACACAGGAGCUCCUUUUCAGCUCUGUGGACUCGGACCGCUUGGCUUCACCUUGUGCCGCAGGAUGAACCUGGAAGCAAAACAAAAUUGGGACAGUCUGAAAAGGAGAAGUUCCAGAACGCGGCAGGCACUACCUCCCUCUUUGUGUUCCUCUCGCUGGCAUUUCUCUCCCUCCCAGGUUUUUUAAGAACAGUUUUGAAAAGUGUGUUCUUUCUCCAGAGCCGAGAGAGGUGAAACCAAAGAGCUCUCGGACCUUCUGCCCUCCAUCACGCUGCGCCAUGCCUGACCGAAGUCCGUUCACGAAGGCCUCAGAUGGGCCUGGGCUGCUGCUGGGGGCGCAGCAGCGUGCUCUCUCGGGGCCCCUGAUCUGAGUGAGGGGCACUCCUGUCACCAGGCUGGCCCGAUGAAGGGAGAUCCACCCUCUGUUCUGUCCCCUGCCCUCACCAGUGUGCUCGUGCCUCAGUCCGUCGGACAUGAGUGCGGACGCCGGACAUCCAUGCCUAUUUGCUGUAAUGCUCGCUGGGAAGCUGCUGUCUGCUGUUGCGUCCAGAAAAUCCAGAGAAUUCUGACUAGAGGGGAAGAGCCAUCCAGACGAGGACAGCCCUGCAGUGACCCUGAGACAAAAGCCCUCACAGCUCGGUGCGGGUCACUCGGUGGGACCGAAACUCCAGACUCACUGGCUUCUGGGGUCCCAUCCCUGACCUACACUCAGAGGCGUGUGGACCACCCAGCUCAGUCGUUUUGUUUUGGAAAUGAGACCACGUGCCGCAGCUCCCCUAGCGGACACGGGGGCGUUGUUUGCUGGGUUGCGCUCUGGGCUGGGCCCCAGGGAGCGUGUUCACUGCCUGUGGCCGGUGACCUCGGCGACGCAACAAGGUCGGCCAAUAGUGACCUGUCGUGCUCACUCCAGCUCCUGGGCGUUUGAAGCUCCGAAAGUUCCAGUGGCGCCUUGGCCGUGUUAUUGCCUCCUCCUCCAUGUGACAGCUCCCUUUUGUGGUAGAGGCUCUUUACCAACAUGGCUGGGAGGGGGGAGGACGGAGAAGGAACUUGGUUUCCUCUGACGUAGACUGAGGUGAUGGUGCUGUUUUCCUUCCGAGGUGACCUUUGUCCAGAAAUGCCCUUCCCCAAGGCCGUGUAGAUGGGAACUGUCCUUCCACAGUCAUUGUCCCAGUCGCCUGCCCGACUGCUUGGCAUGGGCCUGGUUUGCCAAGUGCAGCCAGUGAGAAAGUGUGUUUUUUUGUUUGUUUGUUUGUUUUUUUUUAAGGCUAUGAGUUCUUGAACCCAGAAGCUACUUGAUUAUCCAGGGGGCAUUAGAAAUAAGACCACCCACCUUCACUGUUUGCUGGCCAAAGGUCUCGGGCCUUGUUCCGUGGCCCUGGCAGUAGUCCAGUGCCCCACGUGAGCCAGGCUCUCUGUCAGCCCUCGGGGUGAUGCUGUGUCCAGGGUUGUUCUUGACCUGCAGAAAGCAGGUUCUAGCUGAGCCCAUGCUACUGAACGGGAAUUGCAACCCUGGAGGUGAAGUCUGCUCGGGGAGAGGCAGACGGCCUAGUCCUCAGGAAGAGAGGCCGUGCAGGGCGGGGCGAGGCCGGCCCAGUUGUUUCUGCUAAUAAGUUACUGGAACUCACUUGUAAGCUUGAUGUGGGUGUGUCCUGACUUGACCCAGGAGAAUGCCCUGGGUGAGGGUGGCCUGGAAACCAGGAAAGGGCCAAAGACCGCAAGCCAUAAAUGAUGGUGGAUUGGUUUUUUGUAAGUGGAAAUAUGCUCUCACUGGCUCAUUUGUAAUCAGAACUUAGUGUAAUGAAAAAAUCAAAUGUGUAAUACAUGGCAGUAUGCAGCAGGACUAAAUUGUUGUAUUUUUCUUCCAAGGAUAAAUAACCCACAGUGUUUUAUUUUUAAAUAACUAGAAGGCACAAACUAAAGACAUGAGAUCAAGGAUUUGAAUUGCAAAUGCUUGGGUGAUUUCCAGAUGGUGUGCCCCCCCCCCCAAGUCCCCCAUGAGAAGAGCCCAGUAGCCCUGGUGCCAGUUUACACCCCUCUCCACAGGUAGAUGCGUUCUUGCUCUUUCCACAGGCUGGGUCUCCAAGGGUGGUGUGGGACCAGCAGCAGGGGCAUUGCCCCGGAGCUUGCUAGAGAUGCAGGUCCUCAGGCCCGUUUGGCCCUGUCGAAUCACAGACUCUGGGGGCCCAGACUCUGGGGGCCGGUGAGGCUGGCAGGCUGUAUUUCACAAGCCCCCCAGGAGAUUCUGCCCCCAACUAUAUUUUCAGAAUCACUGCUCCCGCAUUGUGGAAUUUACGCUACAGUAAACCAUCCCUGCAUAAUAAAACCUCUUCCAUAGCUUUGAUUGUAAUCCUGACAUUAAACAAACUGAUGACACUAUAAACUUGAAAACUUUUUAAAAAUACUUGCGUAAGAAACAUCUCAACUAGCCGUCUUUCAAAGUGGUAUUUUUACACCCUGAAGUCUAUCAGUAAUGUUUCUUAUUUCUGCUCUUGAAAUCAUGUUACAGCUGUACAAAGAAUACUGUUCAGUAUUAAAAGAGAAAUGAAGAGACCAUGACCUU